Messenger RNA from Closterium sp. Naga37s-1, 1227 nucleotides. The record is from the annotation of a GenBank genome assembly. Lineage: Eukaryota; Viridiplantae; Streptophyta; Zygnematophyceae; Desmidiales; Closteriaceae.
AUGCUGCAGACGUUUAACAAGAGCGAGACCAACAUUGCUCACUAUUCUGAGAAAAUUCUCACGCUACUCCUGGCCAACAAUUUCACAGCACCCGCUGCACUGCAAUCCACCGUGACUCGCUUCAUGCUGCCUCGCGGAGAGAUGUUCAUUGAACGAUUGCGAACGAUGGGUGCAGACUCGAUGUUUGCACGGCUGAUGCAGGCGAUGGUGGAGUUCGCAGUCACGCCCGUACUCUCCUCUCGCAUCCACAACUCCCCACAACUCCUCGCGCACAGAACACUAGGAGAUGCACCUAUGGCAUUCGGCCUAGUUGAGUUUGAAUCCGCAUGGAAUGCCGCCACCGAAGACCGCCCCCUCUGCUUCGAAAACCUCCUCCUCCCGGGGUUCUUUAAAGGAGUGGCUUUUCCGUCCCACCCCGACCAAGCCACCUACCUGGACCGGCACCUGAGGAUCAAGCUGGGACUGGAACCUCCGGAGAAAGUGGUGUGGGGGGCAGAUGGGGUGAAGGGGUGGCGGCCGCGGGUGCUGUAUAUCACGCGGCUGGGAGCCGAGUUGAAGGGUCGCCGAUGCUUCGUACCGGAGAGCCAUGAGGCGCUGCUGAGGCUCAUGGAGGAUUUGGACCUUCAGGUCACCAUGGUCGAGAUGGGCCAUCUGACGUUCCCCCAGCAGUUCGAAGCGAUGCAAUCAGCCGACAUCAUCAUAUCCCUCCACAGUGCUUCAUUCAUGAACGUGCCUCUCUUCGCCCGACGCAGCGUCGUCGUGAUCGAAAUCAUGCCCUACAAGGUGGUUCACGACUUGUACUACUCGCUAACUCUCAACUCCGGCAUUCCGUAUUUCCUCAAGAUGUGUCGCCAGGGGGAUGAGCAGGAGAGGGAUGCGGAUUUCAAGGAUUUGAACUCAUUUGAUUGCAUGCGCAAGCAUGCAGCAUGCAAGGCACACCAUGUUCACUUCCGAAGCGUGAAACUCACGGACCGGGAUUUGCAGGAUUUGAGAACGAUGCUGAUGGUUGCAAAGGGUGUGGUUGGUGCGAGGUUGGGGGCGUUUGGGAGGGAGCUUCAGCCUGACGAGCUGCCCGGGUGGGCAGAAGAAAAGUUUAAGGACGUGUGUGUUGCGCAUGAUGUGGAGUUAUUUGGUCCAAGGAGCGAUUUUCUACGGGUGCCCAAGCGCGGGAAGCCAGAAGAGGACUUCAUCUGUGUGUUUUCAAGGGAUGCUCGCGACGAUGCAUGA